Molecule: messenger RNA, 1329 nt
Organism: Eimeria acervulina
Lineage: Eukaryota; Apicomplexa; Conoidasida; Eucoccidiorida; Eimeriidae
Exons: 3
Coding region: 1-1329 (442 amino acids)
Molecular function (GO): calcium ion binding
Source: RefSeq, a predicted model, not a curated record
AUGGGCACGUUAGAAUUUCAGCAGCUCGUGAAGACCCGACAGGCUUCCGACUCGGCCCUUCGUUUUUGGUACAUUCGUUACCGCUUUAUGAAUCCGCUGACGCCCUUUGCACCCCACCAAGAAGGCGAAUUUCAUUUCGGCGAGUUUCUCUCGGAGAGGCUUUCCGAGACUCUCUUGCACAUGGUAGAGGUGCCGAUAUCCACCUGGGCGUUGUUUAUUCCCAUUCUGCUGUCGCUGCGACCGGUCUUCGGCUUCAGCCCGAAGCCACUCGUUGAGUUCCUUGUGUUCGCUGCAGGGGCCCUUUUGUUUUUCAAUCUCUUUAUCUUUUGGAGACUGGAAAGUGUCUUGAACUACCACACCCCCAGCAGUAAGGAGAUCGAUGAGUAUUUACAAGGCCUUGCCCAACCCAGGAAUUCGACAGAACUGCCAGUCGCUCCCAUUGAAGCACUGCCACCAGUAACGCGCAACGGGGCCAUCUGCACUUUGAUACGAGGUGCCCGAGUAAUGAAUGCGCAUGAAUCGUUGUUUGUACUGGGGCCCAGAGGCAUCCCAGCGCUGCGGACUUUGAUUCAGCUUUCGCUGUCUCUUCAUGUUGUCGCCGUCACCGCCGCCGCGAAGCUGCUGAUUUCCCCGCACUACCAGCACGUCAUGUUUGGGGUGUUGGGCUACUGGAGCGGCAUCGCCCCCUUGUUAGUCCUCUUUCUCAGCAUGGGGCUCUUCCCUUCCAUCGCCACCCUCUUUACCGUCGUCAGCAACCUCGGCUCUCUCGCAAGCCGCCAGGCCAUUGCAGCCAGCGCUCAGCGCCUUCACUUGCGCCAGUUGGAACGGCAGUUCCAAAUCCUUCAGUUUCUGCGUUACAAGGCCGAGACAUUCUUCGCCGCGCACCCAGGCCGCGCGCGCGAUGAAAUAGAGGAAGCGAAGCAACUGUACGACUCCUUAUCCCCAGAAACGCAAAAGGGAUAUCAAGACAUUUUCCACGCAUUUGCCGAACUUAAGGAAGAACCCAGAAUUCCCCUAGCGAACAUUCAUAAAAUGAUCGAGGCAUUCGCGCUCAACGAAAGGAUACCGGAUUGCAAAGAGAAAGCAGGUCAGGACCUCUUCGACUUUCUCGACGAAGAUGCUGACGGAUAUAUGACGGUGGAUGACUUGAUGGAUAACCUCCUCGGACUGAAGCCAGCCGCCUCCGAAGAGGAAGCCAAACAACUCGUUGCAGCAAUGGCCCACGGAGUACGGGGCGAGUUGGUCAGCUUCUACCAGUUGGCCACCUGGAUAGACGAAAUCGAAGACAGAGCCAGGAGCUUCCACCCCAAGGGAUCCCCCACUCGCUAA